AAGUACGGGAGGAGGAGCUUAGUGUUUACCAAUGGGAGCUACAUGUCUCUUCAUCAGUUAUACGUGUAUUUUCAACUUAAUACAAACAAACGACUGGUGAAUUGUUCUUAAAAGUGUGUGAUGGCGGAUCCCGCGGUGGCAUCCGGAGGUUCACUGGCUGCCAGUGGGCGUGCAAGUAGCGGUAAGGCAGCCACCAGCCCGGUAGAGAACUACCAGCUGGCCAGACGACGCACCUUGCAAGUUGUUGUGAGCGCCCUCCUGACGGAGUGCGGCUUUGACUGUGCCGAGAAGGCAGCGGUGGAAACACUCACUGAGAUGAUGCAGAGUUAUAUAACAGAAAUUGGGCGCUGUGCUAAAUCGUAUUGCGAACACACGGCCAGAAGCAUCCCGACUCUUUCGGAUACUGUGGUGACGCUUAUCGAAAUGGGAUUCAAUAUUGACACACUGCCCGUAUAUGCUAAGCGUUCCCAGAGGAUGGUCAUAACUGCACCUCCGAUUACAAACCCACCUUUGACCCCCAAAGCACUGUCGGCUGGACAUAAGCGCACACAUCCGGCUCACAUCCCCAGCCACUUCCCAGAAUUCCCAGACCCUCACACCUACAUCAAAACACCAACAUUUCGAGAGCCUGUCUCAGAUUACCAGGUGGUGCGAGAGAAAGCCGCCACUCAGAGGAGAGACGUGGAGCGAGCACUCACGCGCUUUAUGGCCAAGACCAGCAAAACUCAGAGCCUCUUUAAGGAUGACAUCAGUGCCUUCCCAUUGAUUGCUGCACAGUCGAGCGCCAUUCCAUACCUCAGCGCCCUCCUGCCAUCUGAACUGGAAUUGCAGACUCUGGAAGAAACAGACUCGUCUGAGCAGGACGACCAGACAGACAGCGAGAAUGCAGCCGGGACCAUCAUUAGUGAUGACCUGGGUGUGGACAAAGAGAACGCCAUGCUUCCUCCAAGCGGCACCAUUCCCUCCACAAAAGGCAACGAGGACAACGUGAUUGACAACCCAUACUUGCGGCCAGUCAAGAAGCCCAAAGUGAGGAGGAAGAAAUGAACCAGUAUCUGGACAAACCUACAGACUUUUUGUCCCCACCUGCCCACUGGCCUGGCACAGCAAGCUGCCACUUCCUCGUGCCACUGGUCCACCCAGCUAUCUGUGUUCUGCUGAAGAGAACUGUGGUUUGAGCACUGUUUUCCUUGUAGAAGCACUCACUUGUUUAAAUCCUUCAUUUUUUAAUGACUUACUGUGUUUACACAAAGUGUUACAUCAGGUAUUCUGUGAAUAAAGAAAAGUAUGUUUUGUUUUUA
Dunckerocampus dactyliophorus (ringed pipefish) is the source of this 1301-nucleotide messenger RNA. It is a transcript of the gene taf8, whose product is annotated as TAF8 RNA polymerase II, TATA box binding protein (TBP)-associated factor. Gene Ontology annotation, molecular function: protein heterodimerization activity. The transcript is spliced from 8 exons. Gene Ontology annotation, cellular component: transcription factor TFIID complex. Lineage: Eukaryota; Metazoa; Chordata; Actinopteri; Syngnathiformes; Syngnathidae. The coding region runs from base 121 to 1047 and encodes 308 amino acids. The record is from RefSeq and is a predicted model, not a curated record. Gene Ontology annotation, biological process: transcription initiation at RNA polymerase II promoter.